Fusarium verticillioides 7600 is the source of this 2178-nucleotide messenger RNA. RefSeq lists its product as hypothetical. The transcript is spliced from 3 exons. The record is from RefSeq and is a predicted model, not a curated record. Gene Ontology annotation, molecular function: beta-glucosidase activity. Bases 1 to 2178 code for a protein of 725 amino acids. NCBI's taxonomy places the organism in Eukaryota, Fungi, Ascomycota, Sordariomycetes, Hypocreales, Nectriaceae. Gene Ontology annotation, biological process: glucan catabolic process.
AUGUUCCAUUUCACCGUAGCACCCCUGGCUCUUGCUGGAUCCUUGGUCUACACUGUGAUCGCGGCACCAGCCCCGAACAGCGAAACGUGGAAGAAUAAAGCUCUUUCCCCAGCUGAGCGCGCGGAGGCUCUGUUACCCACCCUCGAAUGGACAGAGAAGAUCGCUCAGUUGGGUGUCCGACAGGAACAGAUGCAGGAUGGCAAAGUUCCGUACAUUACAGUCACAGAUUCAGUCAACUCCAUAUAUGUGCCUGGAGGGACCCUGUUUCCAGCAACCCUGUCACUCUCCACGACAUGGGACCUAGAUCUGUAUUGCCAAGUAACGGAAGCGAUUCGAGACGAGAAUAUGGCUCUUGGGACGCACUGGGUGCUAAGUCCUGAGCUAGACGUAGCCAAGGAUCCGAGAUACGGCCGCGUGGGUGAGACCUACGGUGAAGAUGUCUACCUUGUCGGCGAAUUCGCAGCGCAGUAUGUCCGAACUAUGGAAGAGAAAGAUAAGAACGGAUUCAUCAAAGUCGCCACGACGGUCAAGCACUUUUUAUACGGAGAAGGCGCUGGCGGUAUCAACACUGCAAGCAUGGCUGGCGGCACCAAUCAUUUAUACAACGACCUCGCCCUUCCCUACAUUCGUGUGCUCAAGGAAAACCCCACGUCUAUCAUGGUGUCGUAUUCCAGCAUCGACCGGGUCCCCGUGUCAAUCAACAAACAGCUUCUGCAGGGUAUGCUCAGAUCCGAAAUGGGUUUUGAGGGCCUGCUCAUGUCGGACGCUACGGCCAUUCCACAUCUUCAUACUCAAAGCCUCGUGGCCUCAUCCAUCAAGGAUGCAGCUACCAAGGCCCUCCGUGCCGGAUUGCAGCUCGAAUUAGCUCCUCAGCAACCAGCCGCAUUUCCGAGUCUUGUUAACAGCUCGGACGAUCACGAGAUCGUGAGACUGGUCGACGAAGUGGUGAAGCAGCAUUUGGUCAUCAAAUUCGCAACUGGCAUGUUCGAUCUUCCCUUGCCCACGAUGAGUGAUCUCAAAAAGGUGCUCCGCUCAUCUAAACAUCUCGAUGUCAACCGAAAGGCUUCAUGCGAAUCAAUCGUCCUACUGCAGAACAAAAACAAGUUUCUUCCCAAGCCCAAAAUCUCCAAGGUUGCACUCCUCGGUCCUAUGGCCGACAUUCUGAAUCCUGGAAGUUACGCUCCCAGUACGAGCGAGAAACCCUUGCAUGGGCGCACGCUGAAGGGAAGUCUCGAGGCAGCUCUCGGCGCUCAGAACGUCAAGUACGUCAAAGGUGUUGACAUCACUUUCGUACAUGAGAGUGACAGUGAGGGCAUCCAAGCUGCUGUCGCUGCUGCAAAGGAGGCUGGCCUUACGAUUGUGGCUGUCGGCUCUCUCUCCGUAUACAUGUUGGAUCCAAAUGCUGGUGAGCGAACAGAUGGCGAAUUCUUUACGCAUGCCAGCUUGGGUUUCCCAGGUAGUCAGCAGCAACUCCUUGACGCUGUUCUCGACUCUGGCGUGCCCACGAUUGUUGUUCUUAGUGGCGGUCAAUCGUUUGUGCUCAACAACUCAACCAUGCGGGCAGAAGCCAUUCUCCAUACGUUUCUCGCUGGCGAGCUCACCGCUGACAGCACGGUCGAGAUCAUCCAGGGCAAGGUUAACCCCAGCGGCAAGCUCACUGUGACUAUGCCGCAAGCCGAGGGUGUGCUCCCAGUAUACUACGACUUUCUGCCCUCUGACGCACAAGGCGGCGUAAGCUUCAUUCAGACUCCUAGCGUUUGCGCCACAUAUGACUACAACUUCCCCUGUCUCAAGCGGGGCGAUGCACCCAUGCCUUUCGGCUACGGUCUCAGCUAUACCACCUUCGACACCUCUGCUCCCAAGAUUACUCAGAAGGAUGGCACUGUCUCUAUUUCGGUCACGGUAACGAACACAGGCUCCCUUGCGGGCAAGGAGGUCGUCCAGGUUUAUCAGAGACCCACGAAUUCCGAGAUCGAGCUACCGAACAAACGUCUAAUCCGCUUUGAGAAGGUUGAGCUGAAGCGAGGCCAGAGUAAGGUUGUCAACUUCAGUAUAUCCAAGAAUGAUCUUGGUUACUACAACAAUGCCAAAUACCAAGUCGAAUCAGGAGAAUACAUCUUCUGGACGGGUUCAAGUUCCAAGAUCACUGACUUGAAGAAUGCCACAAUUACACUUUAA